This is a messenger RNA of Lolium perenne, 2788 nucleotides long. Its product is annotated as two pore calcium channel protein 1. Gene Ontology annotation, molecular function: voltage-gated calcium channel activity; calcium ion binding. Gene Ontology annotation, biological process: transmembrane transport; calcium ion transport. NCBI's taxonomy places the organism in Eukaryota, Viridiplantae, Streptophyta, Magnoliopsida, Poales, Poaceae. Gene Ontology annotation, cellular component: plant-type vacuole; vacuolar membrane. The record is from RefSeq and is a predicted model, not a curated record.
AACUGAUUCUAAUCGCGCUCCCUCCCUCCCCACACAACGCACGUUGAUCCGCUUCAGCUUCCAGCUUCCCAGCUCCCAAUUCCGCUCGUAGCUUCAGAUCUCCGCUCGCGUCCAGCUAGGCGAGCGCGCGUGAGAGAGAGAUGAGUGGAGCGGAGGCGCCUCUCAUCACCGAGGACGCGCCGGAGCGGGGCGCGCCGUCCUCCGGCAGCCGCCUCGGCGCCGUCGGCGCGCAGGGCUCCAAGAAGUACCGCAGGCGCUCCGACGCGCUAGCCUACGGCGACCGCUACCAGAAGGCGGCCGCUCUCGUCGACCUCGCAGAAGAUGGUGUUGGUAUCCCCGAGGAUGUCUUGAAUGACACAAGGUUCGAGAGGGCUAUGGGGUUCUAUUUUGUGUAUCUCCGGUUCGACUGGGUGUGGUCACUCAACCUAUUUGCUUUGAUUCUCUUGAAUUUUCUCGAGAAACCUCUGUGGUGCCGGAAAGAUGCUGAACAUGCUUGUGAUCAAAGGGAUCUUUACUUUCUCGGGCAGUUGCCGUACUUCAGCAAAACUGAAUCGCUUAUCUAUGAGGGGAUUACACUUGUUAUUCUUGCACUGGAUAUCUUUUGUCCACUUUCUUAUGAAGGUCUAAAUAUUUUCUGGAAAAGCACCAUCAAUAAGUUGAAGAUUCUUCUUCUCUUCAUCUUAGCAUGUGACAUACUGGUGUUUGCCUUCAGUGCCCAACCUUUCAGAGUAGCUCCAUACAUCCGCGUAGCGCUUCUAAUCAUGACUAUCAGGGAAUUGCGAAUGUGUGCUAUUACACUGUACGGCCUUAUUGGGACAUACCUUAAUGUUUUGGCCCUCUCUCUGUUGUUCCUCUUAUUUGCAAGCUGGCUAGCUUAUGUAACGUUUGAGGACACUCUACAAGGAAAGACCAUUUUUUCAUCAUACGGCGAAACACUGUAUCAAAUGUUUGUCCUCUUCACCACCUCUAAUAAUCCUGACGUUUGGGUCCCUGCUUACAAGAUAUCUCGCUGGUAUUCUCUAUUUUUUAUUGUCUACGUGCUUCUGGGAGUUUAUUUCCUGACAAACUUGAUUCUUGCUGUCAUCUAUGAUAGCUUUAAGGAGCAGUUUGGGAAGCAACUUGUUCAAAUGGACUCUAUAAGGAAAAGUAUAUUAGAGAAGGCAUUUGGUCUUAUCGACACUGCCGGUCAGGGUUACCUCGACAGGGAGCAGUGCAUAUCAUUACUUAAUGAGCUGAACAAGUACAGGUCCUUACCUAAAACCUCAAGGGAAGAUUUUGAAUUAAUAUUUACUGAGCUCGAUCGUAGUGGUGAUUUCAAGGUUACCCCCGAAGAAUUUGAUGACCUAUGCAAUACUAUUGCGAUAAAAUUUCAGAAAGAACCACCACCUUCUUAUCUGGAAAAGUUUCCAUUCUACCAAUCGCCACUAUGUGAAAGUCUAAAAUCUUUUGUGCGGAGCCGCCAGUUUGAUUACAUUAUUAUAUUUGUUCUUCUGAUGAACUUAGUGGCUGUCAUUAUUGAAACAACGCUUGAUAUAGAAAACAGCUCCUCACAGGAAUUGUGGCAGGAAGUUGAGUUUUUUCUUGGAUGGAUUUAUGUAGCCGAGAUGGGACUGAAAAUAUUUUCAUUUGGAUUUGGUGCUUAUUGGAUGGAAGGCCAAAACAAGUUUGAUUUUGUGCUUACUUGGACUAUAUUUAUUGGAGAGACUCUAACUUUUGCCUUCCCUUCAAAGCUUUCUUUUCUUUCAAAUGGAGAAUGGAUUCGGUAUCUUCUCCUUGGAAGAGUGUUGCGUUUAACAAGAAUUUUGCUGCAAGUUCAACGUUUCAGAGCAUUUGUUGCAACAUUCCUUACUCUGAUGUCUAGUUUGAUGCCAUACUUGGGGAUUGUAUUCUGUGUUCUUUGCAUGUACUGCUCAAUUGGUUUGCAGAUUUUUGGGGGCAUUGUGUAUGCAGGAAACCCGAUACUCGAAGAAACUGACCUCUUCAAUAAUGACUAUCUCCUUUUUAACUUCAAUGACUAUCCAAGUGGUAUGGUAACUCUCUUCAAUUUGUUAGUGAUGGGCAAUUGGCAAGUAUGGAUGGAGAGCUACAGGCAACUGACUGGAAGUUCUUGGAGCCUGAUUUAUUUUGUCAGCUUUUACCUUAUAUCAAUAUUACUGCUGCUUAAUCUGAUUGUAGCAUUUGUGUUGGAGGCAUUUUUUGCCGAGAUGGAACUGGAGAAAGUUGGAGAGACUGAUAUCCAGAAUCCUACAACUGGAGGAACAAGAAGAUCCCGGUCUAUGCGGUCAAAGGGUAACACAGUUGAUAUUCUUCUGCACCAUAUGCUGUGCAACGAAUGAAGGAUCUCAAAACUCUUGAGCAAUAUUCCAUCCUCAUGGAUGGAAGCAAGCAAAUGUAGGAAUGAUUUCCUGAUGGAGAAGGUACAUAAUUAUUACCGUCAGUAUUUCCCGAGCAAUUGAGUGAUUUUUUGUCUGUAACAAGGCGAUAAAUUUUGGAGUAGUAUUGGAAAUGAACUCUUGUGCCAUUCACUGUCCAGAAACACAUCGUAUUUGUACUGGCCAGUAUUAUACUGUAAUACUGUUGUCUCGGUAGAUUUCUCUGUACUCCCUACUUCAGUCAAGAUACCUGACAGUUUAUUAUUUUCUGAUCUUUGACCAUGUCAAACAAGGAGCGAGAAAAGAGGAGUACAAGCAUCAACCCAAAGUGUAAUUAGCGACUCUUAUAUCUUCUAAAACAAAAGCAAUACCGAAAAUCAGUAAGAUGCUACAGGACUGUGGCAGAUUUUUCUGUA